Molecule: messenger RNA, 864 nt
Organism: Candida dubliniensis CD36
Lineage: Eukaryota; Fungi; Ascomycota; Pichiomycetes; Serinales; Debaryomycetaceae
Exons: 1
Coding region: 1-864 (287 amino acids)
Source: RefSeq, a predicted model, not a curated record
AUGAAAUCAAUUUUAUCGAAAUCAUUAUUAAAGCAGAUUAUGAAACAUCCACGACCAACAUUAGUUAUCAGCGAUUGGGAUGAGACGAUAACAGAGGAAGACACAAUUAAAUACGUUGCAGAAGUACCUUAUUCAAAACAACAACAAAGAGUAUUACCACCAUUUGCAAAAUUUGUGGAAUUAUAUAAUCAAAACUACACCAGUUUGAAAAACUCAUUUAUUUUCCCAAACUCCACAACAAAUAGUAUUGACCGUUCUAAUUAUUUAUCUCAGCAAAUCAAAUUUCAGAAUGAAUUAUCCAUCGUGGAAAACCAAUCAAUUGAGCUAAUUGAACAAUCAAAAAUAUUCCAAGGUUUGACUCAACAAGAUUUCCAAAAUUAUGUUAACAGGAACAACGAUAAAAUAAAACUCCGACCUGGGUUUAGUCAAUUUGUCAAACAUUGUCAAGAUCUAAAUAUCCCAAUAAUUAUUGUUAGUGCCAAUUGGACAAGUAUUUUCAUUAAACAAUGUCUUGAUAAUAAUGGAUUAAUGGUGAAUGAUAUCAUCACUAAUGAAUUGAGCUUCCAUGGUAAUAAUGAAAAGACAAAGACGGGAAUAGCUACGACGGGAUUAUGGGAUAAAUCAAGAUACACAAUUAGAACAUCACAAGAUAAAUUGGAUAUUGUGAAACAACGUCAAGAAGAAAAAGACUGUGUGAUUAUGUAUAUUGGUGAUAGUGGAACUGAUUUAUUGCCAUUAUUAAACGUCGAUAUCCCAUGUGCUAUUGAAGGUUCAAAAAUUGUUGAAAUAUUUGAUAAAUCUGGUCUACGAGAUAAUUUGAAUGUUGGUACUUGGCACGAUUUUAUAAGUAUCAUUAAAGAAUAA